UGGAAAUUUAAAAUCUUAAGUUCUUUUUAAUCAUUAGAAAUAAACUUCUCAUAUCUCUGAGCAGAAAUUAGAGAAACCAUUUUUUUAGAAAACUAUUUCCACCUUUCCGGCGGUGACGACCUCCCUAUGAGAACAUGCCUCUCGCAAAAGAUCUCCUUCCUCCCUCUCCAGAAAAGGAAAAGAGGAAACACAAGAAAAAGCGCCUGGUGCAGAGUCCCAAUUCCUACUUUAAGGAUGUGAAAUGCCCAGGAUGCUGUAAGAUCACCACGGUCUUUAGCCAUGCACAGACGGUAGCCUUGUGUGUCGGCUGCUCCACUGUCCUCUGUCAGCCCACAGGCAGAAAAGCAAGGCGGACAGAAGGAUGCUCCUUCAGGAGGAAGCAGCACUGAAAAGCACCUGAUUCAAGAUGAGUGCGAACCAUCCCAAUAAAACACAUUUUAGAUUAAAAAAGAAGAAAAUCAUCUCCUGUGCUUAGUAGAGCAGACUCAAAGUGCAGGAAAAAUCUGUUCCACUAAUAACCCACAGAUGAGCAUGGACUUCAUCAAUGCCCAUAUCUCACCGGCAGAAUAGGAGGCAUGCAGGAACAGACCCCGUGACUAAGCUCUGGGGUCAUUUCCCAGUGUAUUAAGCAAUUCAGUGCAUGGUUAGUUCUACAUUCUCAUCCCUAGAGCAGUACCUCAUACUCCAUAGGGAAAAUGCAUGAAUCUUGAACAAUCCCAUUGGCCACCCACAUCCAGCAAGGAUGGCAAA
Peromyscus californicus insignis is the source of this 750-nucleotide messenger RNA. Its product is annotated as 40S ribosomal protein S27-like. Gene Ontology annotation, cellular component: cytosolic small ribosomal subunit; ribosome. The record is from RefSeq and is a predicted model, not a curated record. Bases 135 to 389 code for a protein of 84 amino acids. The transcript has a single exon. Gene Ontology annotation, biological process: translation; ribosomal small subunit assembly. Gene Ontology annotation, molecular function: RNA binding; structural constituent of ribosome. Lineage: Eukaryota; Metazoa; Chordata; Mammalia; Rodentia; Cricetidae.